This is a messenger RNA of Echinostoma caproni, 3177 nucleotides long. The record is from the annotation of a GenBank genome assembly. Lineage: Eukaryota; Metazoa; Platyhelminthes; Trematoda; Plagiorchiida; Echinostomatidae.
AUGACAAUGCCUAUUUGUGCACAGUUUGCGGAGCUUCGAGGCCACCUGGCAGCAGUGAAUGCCGAAAUGGAUGAACUGGAACGAUCACUUCACUCGGAACGGAAUUGGCCGCUCACAAACGCUUUUGGAUUUACCGUGUCGGAUUUACGCGCGAAACUUAACGCGUUACAAGAACAUGCCGCGACACACGAGACUAAAGUGAAGACCCAGUUAGCCCAGUUGGACGAGUGCGAAGACUGCAUGGACGGUGCAUUCAACAGCCUGAAGGAAAGCGAGGACUCGUUGAACAAACUGAGAGAAGCUGUACUGAAUGCAUCCAAAACCGAAUUGCCCCGGUUGCUACGUCUGAUAGAAAAUCUGCGCACUAAACACAACACCUCGGUGGAAAAUGCAGUCCAGCUGGGGGUNCAGAAACUGCUCCAAAGUACUUCAAAUGACACGGGGACACAACAACUUUCUGCGCCUAUGAAAACACGUCUCAAGCAACGGACUUUCUUGGAUGAUCUUGAAAACGGAUUUGAGACGUAUUUGGAUACGGAAGAAGAUCAAUACGCAUAUCCACAUGAGGAUCCGCUGGGCGAGAAUGGGGAUGUUUUACGGAAGCGGUAUGAAAAACUGCAAACCGAGGCCAGAGCUGUUCUGUCUGAAGCCAGUGCUCAAUUUCAGUGUCUGGAAGAGUUCCAGGCGGGACUGGUCGAAGCAAGUCAGUGGUUGGCACAAACGGAGAAAAACUACACACAGAUGCAAAGCGUGAAAAACAAGCAACCGGGGCUGACCAGCGUGGGUCAGUCCUAUCAACACGCACUGGAUGAGCUGUGCGAGGAACUGAAGAGCGGGGCAGAAUCCUAUAUAGGUCGAUCCAAGGCCGCUAUUGAACAGCUGAUCGAUACAACGCAACGUCAUAACACAACAGCUGUAGUUAUGGUCGCACGACGAGAGUUGUCUGAAUUUCAGGCCAGUUUGGCCAAGCUCCAACGUCAGCUGGAGACAGAACAAAAAGAGGUCGAAAUGAAACUGAACAAGCGAACUAAACUCAUAAGUGACCUUCAAGCGGAUGAACAACGGAUCAAAGAAAUGGAUUUGCAGCUGGACAGCCAACCCGGUGCUCUGACCGGUGGAGAGCAGUGUUCACUCAGAGAACUCAUCACGCGUUGGCAGACAGAAGCACACCGUGUAAAUCGGCUGAUCCACACGCUUGAAUCACGUGAUACUCAGUGGCAGGAUCAGAUGACCAGUUGUGGGAAAGAGGACGUGGAACUGCAUGAUCGGUGUGAGGUAUGGCGCAAGCAAGUCCGCUCCCUUUUAAGUCGGGCUCGUCAGAAUACCACGGCGAUCGCAAAUCGCCUGUCCGCAUUGCAAGAGUGCCAGUUAACUGUGGAAACACUUCGGGCUCAACUGAACGACUGUGAGCAUCAACGCAGUCUAGCCAUGAUCGGUCCCGAGAGCCCAGUGGAUGACGGAGGUGAAAGUGUGCGGGCAAUACAAGAACGUUUCACGACAUCGAAGGAUAAGAUAAAAAUAAUUUCGAACAAAGCCGAAGAUAUUUAUCAUCAACUGGAGGAGGUUACGAUGACCAUUCAUGAUUUGGAAACUACUCCGACUGAGCUGGCAGAACUCAAACAGGCCAUUGACAAACUGGUGAAGAACUUGGAUGUGGACAUAGGUCGACUAGACGAACAAAUGGUCGCCACACAGACGCUCGAUACUCUUGUGAGCCGGCUCAAUCAACAGAUGGUGGAUUCUGAAGCCCAGGCAAACGAUAUACUCAUGGGACUACCACCAGUAAUANCAGUAAUAGACGGACGGGAACUGAUCGAUGCAUUGACCUUCUUCCAGAAAACUACAAAAUCCUUGAAGGAUGUUAUUUCUUACCUCGAUUCCACAACUGUACAACUACAAGCCGAAAUCGAUACGCACUGGGAUCGUACAGUGAACCCGGAAGGAACUCACGAACCAAUGCCGUUGAGAUCACUUAAAUCCAAAUUACGAAACCGUGUAGAACAAUUGCAAUCCAAACUGUUUGAUCACGUGACCCGAAGGGAUAAAUUGAUUGCUGAUUUGAAUUCCGCAAUCGCAUGUGAACGUGAAGCCAAGACCUAUGUCGAAACAUUUGAACAUGAAGUAGAUACGUUACGACAGACCAGUCCAGCAGAGUCCAUUGAGGCCUCUAGUAAAAUGGCCAGAGAUUUAUUAAAUCGAUACAAAUCGGACAGUUCUGUGACUCGGGCAACGUUGAACAAAUCGAUACAAGUAGUCCUGCAGACGUUACGCAACGAACCCAUUCAAAAAGAUCCUCUCCAAUUCGGUCGACUGAUCGAAUCCAUUCGUAGUAUUCCGACUCGGUUUGACACGCAGCUGAGUGAUAUUCAACGAGGUCUGGAACAACUACUCACAGAAUAUCAAGAUCUAGCCAAAACAGAAGGAUAUCAUUUGAAUCAAGUGAUCGAUAUCCGCCGUGAACUGGAGCUGAUUCACACACUGGCAAAUGAUAUUCGUCUGAAACUAAAUGACAUAUCCGAUCCGAAUGAGUUUACCGAAUUUCAACAACAAAUCAAGCAACUUAAUGGGAAAUUGGACAUACAAAAGAAACGAUUGGAGAAAAUUCAACAAGAUUUAUCCACUCAAACUGUUCUGAGCGCGGAAUUGCAAACCAAUCUAGCCCAACUAGAGAAACUGUACCUGGAUGUGCGUUCCAAACUCACCGAGUGUGAUCAGGUUGGAGAUUCACGAUGGAAAGCGGUUCAUCAAUAUCGUCAAGCCGUGGAUCGUUGUGAACGUGCCCUGUCCGCUUGUGAACGUCAAAUCGAUUUGCUCUGUGCUCAGUCCGAGCUCAAAUCCGAACGGCAAAGUCCAAUGACACGUGUGGAUCAAUUAAUGGAACAGCUUCAAACGGCCAAAGCUCUACUGACACGACAACCUGUUUCGGAUAGACGUGGUCAAACCGGCACGAGCGAAUUGGACUUGGCAAUUGAGCAUUUGGUUCAAUCGGCAACCGAGUUGAAUUUGUCCACUCGGAGCACCAAUUGGACCCGGUUUUUGCUUGAAAUCGAUCGAUAUUUGGCUCGUUUAGCCACGGAACAAGAACGUUUGAAUCGAGCCAGUGAGGUGAAACAGGCAUGCCUUGCACGUUUAUCCCGGGUCGAAACUCGACUGACUCAGUUCGAACAGGAGAUCCAC